Messenger RNA from Guyanagaster necrorhizus, 1060 nucleotides. RefSeq lists its product as uncharacterized. The coding region runs from base 191 to 817 and encodes 208 amino acids. The transcript has a single exon. NCBI's taxonomy places the organism in Eukaryota, Fungi, Basidiomycota, Agaricomycetes, Agaricales, Physalacriaceae. The record is from RefSeq and is a predicted model, not a curated record.
ACUUUCAUACAGCCUUUCUCCUUCGACUCGUCUGUGGCAUAUGUCCUGGAACGAGAAGCUGGUUCGCCUUCGCCCACCGGAUCUUUGAAAUACGUGCUCCAUCUUCAAUUAGAUCGGUGGCGCCCGCUAGUGCCAAAAUCAUUCACCAUGCCAUCUUCGAGCUGAUUGUUGCCCAGCAGCCAAAAUAUUCAUGUCCAGCGGAAAUACGCUUCUAUCCUUCGGCCAAACAUCCUUUCGCUUAAAUACCGUCUUUCUCUUCGACUGGCCUCCAUUCUAUCUACCGUUCAUGGACCGACCUCUUGUCUUCGACCUGCGCUCCUCGAGCGCUAGGCAGUCCAAGUCCCUUCACUUCCCACGCAUCCGUUCCCCCAUCCCACGCCCGGAAAAGCCGCGUUCCUUUCUUUUUGCUCUCAAUCGCAUUCGUCGGAGGAUCCUCAGUAGCCUCCUUUCCCAUCGUAGUCCAACCCGGAUUCCCAUACCGGCACCCAUCGUUGAACAAAAGGUGCAAUCUGAAGUGAUGGUCCUCUCAGCGAGACCUGUGAAUGUCCAGGUCAAGUUGGUGCCGAGAAAGGUGCACUACGAGACAGUCCGUCGACGACAGCAUCGAGAAGAGCCUGCUCUUCACAUCUUUCAGCCUUUCCCUGCUCCUUCUCGGCAUCCCAAACGUCCUUCCACAGCACCACAGCUCCAGAAUUCUAGUUCCGGCAAGCACGCCGAUGGGUUCAUUAGAAGGAAGGAGAGGAAGAACGUGUGGAGUGGGGAAUGGAAUAGAACGGAUAUAAGGGAUGUCAUCAAUGAUCUGAGAAGUCUGAGAUAAUUUCUGCUUUCCGUUGUGCUCAUGGUGUUCGCACGAUUUUUUAGUUGAUCAUUGUUCAUCCCUUCACGUCGUUUUUGUUGCACUUUCAAUCACUGUCUUUCGAUUCCCAUCUUCCUCCUUGCUUCACUACUACUGUUGUUACAGAAGUGUAUUGGUGCACCGUACUGUAGUAUAUUAUUUAUUCGACUUGUACGCUGUCGCCUCCAUAAUAGGACGUCCGUAGUCCCCCAUUCGUCAUUUCAC